AUGGCGUCUUUCCGCGAUCACUACCACCGGUCGCGGAUAUCAACCGUUCUGAAGUUUCUUGUUGCUGGCUUUCUAUUCCUGCAUUUUGCCUCCGUCUACAGCUGGCUGCCCUUUAAUAGCGGCAAUACCAGGGGCUUUUUCAUAUCACCUAACUACAUACCUGAAAACAGGACAAUAACCGCCGAAGAUCGUGCAAUCGUGGUCGCAAAAACAAGGGAUGAGAACAUCGACUGGGUUCUCCCUUUUUGUGAAGAAUAUGGCUGCACUCCCUUUGUCUAUAGCAUGGAGCCUACCAACCCCGAGGACGGUCUCCUGAUUCCCGCCACCACACAGGGCCACGAGGCCGCCGCAUACCUAACUUACAUUGUGCAAUAUUACGACACUCUCCCUCCUUACACCAUUUUUGUCCAUGCCAAUGAUGACCAGUGGCAUAACGAUCUUUUUGGCUCCAAAACCAGCACCGCUCUACGUCACUUGCGCUACGAGUCUGUCGACGCCAACGGCUUCGUUAACCUGCGCUGCACGGGCAUUCCUGGCUGCCCCAACACCUUGAUCCCGAUCAAGCGCGAACCCGUCGACGACGAAUACGCCUACGUCUCAGACGCCUUCUUCCAGCUAUACUCGCAUCUGUUGCAGGUGCCCAUGGACCAAGUCCCAGAGACCGUCGGCCAUCUCUGCUGUGGUCAAUUCGUGUUGACUCGCGAGCGCAUCCACGCCAGACCUCGCGAGGACUACGAGCGCAUUCUCAACUGGGCUGCAAACACCGAUUUUACUGACAGCUAUGGCAUUGGCUGGACGAUUGAGAAGAUCUGGCAUGUUCUCUUUGGAAAGCAACCGGUUGACUGCCCGCGUCUAGAGCAGUGCCGGUGCGAUAAUUACGGAUGGUGUGGUCCCUUGCCCUCGGGCGAGAUUUUGACUCCUAUUAUGCCUCACCGAUAG
Talaromyces proteolyticus is the source of this 939-nucleotide messenger RNA. RefSeq lists its product as uncharacterized. Bases 1 to 939 code for a protein of 312 amino acids. The transcript is spliced from 4 exons. NCBI's taxonomy places the organism in Eukaryota, Fungi, Ascomycota, Eurotiomycetes, Eurotiales, Trichocomaceae. The record is from RefSeq and is a predicted model, not a curated record.